AUGGAGCAAGAAAACUCUAUGAAAAGAUGGUGGUUCAAUUCGAUGUUAUUUAAGGAGUUCGAACACAGAUAUAGGCUAAGUAAAUCAAUGGGCAGUCUUGGUCCUAUUGAAAAUGCCAGUGAAAGUAAAGAUCCGAAUAGAAAUGAUACGGAUAAAAACAUUCAGGGUUGGGGUGGUCAUGACAAUUACAGUAAUGUUGAUCUUUUUUUUGGCGUCAAGGACAUUCGGAAUUUUUUCUCUGAUGAUACUUUUUUAGUGAAAUAUAGUAAUGGGGACAGUUAUUCUAUAUAUUUUGAUAUUGAAAAUCAUAUUUUUGAGAUUGCCAAUGAUCAUCCUUUUUGUAGUGAACUAGAAAGUUCAUUUUAUCGGAAUUCUAGUGAUCUGAAUAAUGGAUCUAAGAGUAAGAAUCCCGACCACGAUCGUUACAUGGAUGAUACUCAGUAUACUUGGAAUAAUCACAUUAAUAGUUGCAUUGACAGUUAUCUUCAGUCCCAAAUCUGUAUUGAGAAUUACAUUGUAAGUGGUAAUGACAAUUCCAGUAACAAUAAUUCCAGUAACAAUAAUUCCAGUAACAAUUACAUUUCUAGUUCCAUUUGUAGUAAUUGUGAAAAUAGUAGUGAAAACGAGGAUAUCACAACGAGUUAUCAAACUAUACCAGAAAGAUCUACUCAUAUGGGUGUAACUCAACAAUACCGGCAUUUGUGGGUUCAAUGCGAAAAUUGUUACGGAUUAAAUUAUAAGAAAUUUUUUAAAUCAAAGAUGCAUCUUUGUGAACAAUGUGGAUAUCAUUUGAAAAUGAGUAGUUCAGAUAGAAUCGAACUUUUGAUCGAUCCGGGCACUUGGGAGCCUAUGGAUGAAGACAUGGUCUCUCUGGAUCCCAUUGAAUUUCAUUCGGAGGAGGAGCCUUAUAAAAAUCGUAUCGAUUCUUAUCAAAGAAAUACAGGAUUAACCGAGGCUGUUCAAAUAGGCAGAGGGCAACUAAACGGUAUUACCGUAGCAAUUGGGGUUAUGGAUUUUCAGUUUAUGGGAGAGGGGCACGCAUGCAAGAAGGAAGUUUGA
Messenger RNA from Lactuca virosa, 1059 nucleotides. Lineage: Eukaryota; Viridiplantae; Streptophyta; Magnoliopsida; Asterales; Asteraceae. The record is from the annotation of a GenBank genome assembly.